AUUGCGCCUGCUAUAGUAUCCUGCAAACGAGAAGAAGAUCGUAGAGCAGAAACCUGAACCUCAUUUGGGAUGUGCAUACUCAACUUCCAGGACUCUGUCGGCGGCCUGGAGAUUGAUUCACUACACAGAAAUGGCUUGAAGCUUGCGCUACUCUAUUGGAAUCCUCUUCAUCAAUAUCGCCAAUCUCCUGCAGCAAUCGACAAUCGAUCGACGCCCAAGUACGAUGCAUGAAAUCCUACUCGGGCUCUGAAGCCACGAUCGAUACCACGGUCAAGAAAAAGUACAAGUCCAAGAGAUAUCAGUCCGUCUGUACGGGGGAGUGCCGAACUUACAAUACGAGAAAGAGGCCACACAAGCUCUUGCCAGCAGCUGCUGCUUGAAUGCAAAGGACAAAGGAUCUGCAGUCAAGACGCAAUUUCAGGUGCCCCCACACUCUGCAUCGACCGUGUAAAUUUAGAUGUUCCAUCUCAUCCAACCUCUUUCAUCAUCCGGCGCAGCAGGAUCGACGUUUCAAGUCAAGCCAUCAGCCACGCGGAGCACAC
Messenger RNA from Didymella exigua CBS 183.55, 542 nucleotides. RefSeq lists its product as uncharacterized. NCBI's taxonomy places the organism in Eukaryota, Fungi, Ascomycota, Dothideomycetes, Pleosporales, Didymellaceae. Bases 70 to 231 code for a protein of 53 amino acids. The record is from RefSeq and is a predicted model, not a curated record. The transcript is spliced from 2 exons.